CGGCGGCGGCGGCGGCGGCGGCGGCGGCGGCGGCGGCGGGAGCCCGGGCGGCGGAGGCGGGCGGAGGGAGGCGGCGGCGGCGCGCAGAGACGCAGAGCGGCAGCGGCAGCAUGUCGGCCGGCGGAGCGCCAGUCCCGCCGCCCCCAAACCCCGCCGUGUCCUUCCCGGCGCCCCGGAUCACCCUGCCCGCCGGCCCGGACAUCCUGCGGACCUACUCGGGUGCCUUCGUCUGCCUGGAGAUUCUGUUCGGGGGACUCGUCUGGAUUCUGGUUGCCUCCUCCAACGUUCCUCUACCUCUGCUACAAGGAUGGGUCAUGUUCGUGUCCGUGACGGCUUUUAUCUUUUCCCUCCUCUUCCUGGGCGUGUUCCUCUCUGGCAUGGUGACUCAGAUUGAUGCCAACUGGAACUUCCUGGAUUUUGCGUAUCAUUUUACCGUGUUCGUCUUCUACUUUGGAGCCUUUUUACUGGAGGCAGCAGCCACAUCCCUGCAUGACCUGCAUUGCAAUGUGACCACGGCUGUGCAGCCACUCUUGAGUGAUAACCAGUAUAACAUAAAUGUAGCAGCCACAAUUUUUGCCUUUGUGACGACAGCCUGUUAUGGUUGCAGUUUGGGUCUGGCGUUGCGAAGAUGGCGACCGUGACACUCCUGAGAAACUAACAGUCUAUGUGUUGGUUUCAUUUGUCUACUUUACGUGUCUGAUCAAUUUGGAUACCAUUUUGUCCAAAUGUAAUAACAUUCCAAAAGCAACUUGUUUAUAUAGAGAGAGCACCUAAGGACAAGUUUUGGUUCAUUGCAUGGAUGGAAUUUUAAUUUUAUUAUGAUGAUAAACAGAGAAGUGGCCUUUAAUUUUACAGCUGCCUCUUUCCUUUUUUAAGAAAAUUUUCCCUUAUAUCCAUAAAAUAUACUGAUAUUGUUCAUGAAAAAGAGGUAUAUCUUUUGUUUGGUUAUUGAGUCACCUAAACCUUAAUUUUACUAGGUAACUAAAAUUUCAUAAAAAGAAAAAAGACACAUUUUAAAUAGUCUUCCCACUGAAUUCUGUCUUUUUAGCGUAAAACAGAGAUUGGCACCAUUUUUCUGUAAAAGUCCAGAUGGUAAAUAUUUUAGGCUUUGUGGGCCAUACAGUCUGUGUUGCAGCGACUCAGCCUUGCUAUUACUUCGUGAAAGCAGCCAUAGACCACACAUCAGUGAAUGAGCACGCCUGGGUUCCAACAAAACUUUAUUCGCAAAGACCGGCAGCAAGCUGGAUUUGGCCUGUGGGCUUUGAGUUACGCUUUGCCGACCUCUGGUGUAAAACCUUAGUUCUAUGUUAUGUAUUUUAUUGAACUGAUCCUGAAAGCUAUAAAACUAGAUAAGCCACAUAAUAUUUAGCCUCAUUAUGCAAUAAUCAUAUCACCUUUGUGUUGAUGGUCAAGUGCUUACCCUUGAGGUGGUGGAUGGUUGCUCAAGCUAAUUCAAGCAGAGUCUUGGAUACAAGAAAAAGUAAUUUAUGAACUAAAUCCUAGUGGCCUAAUCUGACCAAGGGUCUCUUUAACAACUGAGCAAACCUGUCAUCCGGCAUCCUUCCAAUGAGAUCCCCAGAGACCCUUCACCACUCCUGGAACUGGUCUCUUCUACUUCUGUCUUACUUUGGAUUUAUUUAUGCUUCAGAAUACAGCUGUUUGUCCCUGUGCAUGAACAUGGGAAUAUUCAUGUGUGGAUAUAUGAGGCUCUACCAAAUAGAACUCCCUGAAGAGUUAACUUUUUACUUCUCAUUCUUUUACAUUACUUUGGGUUAAAUUUCAGUAGAAUACUAAAUAUAACUUAAAGUUGUAACUUCUUAUGUGUUUUAAUAGUAGCCCCGACAUUUAUGUUGGUUUGCAUUGGUGACAGAUGUACAGAAUCCAUUUUAAAACAAUAGCCAUCAUAAAAACUUGUCUCUGACUGAAUUGCACAGAAAAGAUUUGAAUGCAUCUGUUAGAGGUAUCCUGGUUGUGGCCAGUGCCAAAAUGGCUUGAAUGGGAAAACAGGCAAGAGUUAGAUUCCCACUCCCAUGACACAUCCAAGUGGGGUACUUUUGUCCUGCCCCAGGAGGGCUGCCUCCAGGAAAAGAAGCCUUUUGAUAGUGCUAAAUCUUCAGCCCUUUGCUUUUGUGGCUGAAUCAUUCCCUAAGAGUGCCAUGUAUAAGUUAUGCUGGUAGAUUUCAUGGACGUAGAACAGUCUUGAAUGAGUAACAUGGUCAAUGCUCAGUGAUCAGAUGCUGUUUAUAUAAUCAUCUCCAAAAAGAAGAAUCUUCUUAGAGUUUGGUUUGUGAUAUAAAGACACGUUUCAAUAUGUGGCAAGAAGAAAUCAGUCUUAUGACCUGACUUCCAUGUUUUUUCUAGCACCAUACCACACACUUAAACCUGUAUUAUGAAUUGUAUAUUACAAAGUCAUAAAUGUGCCAUAAGGAUAUAUAGUCCAUGAAAGUUGGAAUCGUUUAAAGUUAGUCUGCUAGAUUUAGUUGUGAGAUUUUAUUUUUGUUUCCAAAGUAUAACAGGUUCAUGCUUGGUGGCAUUAAAUUAAAUGAUUUCAUGAAAUGGCUUUGGUGGCAUUUUUGUAAAUGGAUUGCUUCUAGAUCAUUAAGAACCAAGCCUAAAACUCAUCUGACUGUGAAUAGUUAUAUUUGUAGAUUAAUCGUGUUCUGGGUUUGUGAAUUGAGUGACAAAGCACUUGAACAAAAAUUAUGGUAUUUGAGAAUUCUUUAUAUAUGCUGUAGAAAUGAGAAAGUAUUGGUUGGUUUUAAAAUCUGGUAACUCCACGAUGAAAAGAAAUUUAUUUUAUAAGUGUUAUGACUCUAAUAAAGUAUUCAUUUGCUAA
Messenger RNA from Neofelis nebulosa (Clouded leopard), 2836 nucleotides. RefSeq names its product mal, T cell differentiation protein 2 (gene MAL2). Gene Ontology annotation, cellular component: membrane. The record is from RefSeq and is a predicted model, not a curated record. Gene Ontology annotation, molecular function: structural constituent of myelin sheath. The transcript has 4 exons. Gene Ontology annotation, biological process: myelination. NCBI's taxonomy places the organism in Eukaryota, Metazoa, Chordata, Mammalia, Carnivora, Felidae. The coding region runs from base 111 to 641 and encodes 176 amino acids.